AUGCGGACAGCAUUCAUGCGAGUUGCUAUCGGAUCUCGGUUGUGGGAACUGAAGCCGCGGAUCCACCCACGCUUGCGCAACAGAUCCAGCGUCCUAAAGUGCGUGGGGAACAGGAAACACGCGGCUUUCAAAGUGUUGAUGAGGCGAGGGUGUACCUCGGUCCCACGUUUUUACGGCUAUUACGAACGAAAGCAACGAGAAUUUGACCUUGUGCCGGGAGUUUAUAUCAAAUAUGUCGUGUGGAAGAAGGUGUCGAGGGAGUCGUUGACACAGCAGUAUUUCUGGAGCUUGGCACCCACUACGCGCGAGGAAAUGCGUGUAAGGGUUCGUGUCCGUGCUGCUUACGAUUCAAGGGAUGUUCUCCGUUGCGGAAUGGCGCCAGAGAUGUACGAGACUUCCAAGAUCAUUCUAUGA
This is a messenger RNA of Penicillium diatomitis, 414 nucleotides long. RefSeq lists its product as uncharacterized. Lineage: Eukaryota; Fungi; Ascomycota; Eurotiomycetes; Eurotiales; Aspergillaceae. The coding region runs from base 1 to 414 and encodes 137 amino acids. The record is from RefSeq and is a predicted model, not a curated record. The transcript is spliced from 2 exons.